GCUCGAUACAAAGAAGCAAGAGACUAUAGAAGAGCAAAAGUUGAUGCUUCAUAUAAAUACAUUUUUGAAGUUCUCAGUGUCAGGCUAGGUUUAGACUUAACAACUGUGGAAGAAAUGAUUUUGGAUGCCCCUUCGUGUUUCAAAGUGAAGAACCAGCAACCAGCUAAACUGUUCUUUUGUAGAGUAUCAAAACACAGGGCUAUAACAAGUAUUGAAGGAGCUGUUGAGUUGAAAAAAAUAGAUUAUAUUAAAUUUUCUAAACUCCAGUGCUUUGAGAAAGUAACUGCAGCAGCUGCUAAUCCUGACACAGUUCACCAGCUAGAGGAAGUACUUGUGAUAUGGUAUAGACAAAUUGAACAGGUUCUGAUUGAGAGUAAGCAGAUGAGGAAGGAAACUGAGGAUUCAGGUCCACUGACUGAACUAGAGCACUGGAAAUGUAUGUCUGCUAAAUUAAAUUUUAUUAUUGAGCAGAUCAAAGGACCAAACUGCAAAGCUGUUAUUAAUGUUCUGAAUAUGUGGAAAGAGUUAGAUGCCAGAAUCACACAUGCAGCAAAUGAAUCAAAAGAUAAUGUGAAAUACUUAGGCACACUUGAAAAAGUUUGUCAGCCACUUUAUAACUAUGAUCUUAGUAUCACUAGAGGGUGCCAGGUACCAGGCCAUAAUGAUGAGCUGCUUCAUACAAGUUAUGAAGAAAAAAUUCUUUUUAUCUUAAACAAAGACAGACAUUUAAAUAAUGACAUCCAAGUUAAAUAUAUCCUGAUUCAUGUGCAUCAGCAUGAUAUUUUUGAUGAUUUGGUAAAAACGCACAUCAAAUCACCAACUGAUUUUGAAUGGUUAAAGCAGUCUAGAUUCUACUUUAAAGAGGAUUUCAGUCAAGUCUUGGUAUCCAUUACAGAUGUUGAUUUUGUUUACCAAAAUGAAUUUCUGGGUUGCACUGAUCGUCUGGUUAUAACACCUCUUACAGACAGGUGCUACAUAACUUUAGCACAGGCUUUGGGAAUGAACAUGGGAGGAGCUCCAGCAGGACCAGCUGGAACCGGUAAAACAGAAACGACGAAAGACACGGGAAAUGCUCUGGGAAAACACGUAGUAGUUUUUAACUGCUCUGAUCAAAUGGACUUCAGAGGUUUGGGUAGGAUUUUCAAAGGUCUUGCGCAGUCUGGAUCUUGGGGAUGUUUUGAUGAAUUCAACUGAAUUGAGUUGCCUGUCUUGUCAGUAGCAGCACAACAAAUCUAUAUUAUUUUAACAGCAAGAAAAGAAAGAAAAAAGAAGUUCAUUUUUUCUGAUGGAGACUGUGUAGAUUUAAAUCCAGAGUUUAGGAUUUUCCUAACAAUGAAUCCUGGAUAUGCUGGACGACAGGAACUACCAGAAAAUCUCAAAAUUCAGUUUAGAACUGUUGCAAUGAUGGUUCCAGAUAGGCAGGUACAAUUACUGACUGAACUGAAAGAAAAAAUGUGUGAAAAUGUGUUUCUGAUUUUAGAUGGUCCUGUAGAUGCAGUCUGGAUUGAGAAUCUAAAUUCAGUUUUGGAUGAUAACAAGACCCUCACUCUAGCAAACAGAGAUAGCAUUCCUAUGUCUCCUACAUGUAAACUGUUAUUUGAGGUCCACAACAUCGAUAAUGCCUCUCCAGCAACAGUUUCUCGAAAGGGUAUGGUCUACAUCAGUUCUUCUGCCCUCAGCUGGAGACCAAUAUUGCAAGCAUGGCUGAAAAAACGUUCUUCUCAAGAAGCUGAAGUUUUACAAAGUUUGUAUGAUAGAAUCUUUGAACCAGCAUAUGCAUAUAUGAAAAUAAAUCUUAAUCCAAAAAUGGAGCUUCUGGAGUGUAACUACAUUAUGCAGUCUAUUAAUCUUCUGGACAGUUUGAUUCUAUUGAAGGAAGAAGGUGGUUUAUCAUCUAUAUUUCAUCUGCAUAAAUUGUUCUGCUUUGCAAUAAUGUGGAGUUUAGGUGCCCUUCUAGAGUUGGACGGUAGAGAUAAACUUGAAGCCCUCAUUAGAGCUCAUGACAACAAGUUAGAGUUACCAGAAGUCUCCCUUGGCACCAGUCAAACAAUGUAUGACUUUUAUGUUACUGAUUACGGUGACUGGGAGCACUGGAAUAAAAAGGUUCAGGAAUAUGUUUAUCUAACAGAUAAUGUCCCAGACUAUGCAUCUAUUCUGGUUCCAAAUGUUGAUAAUGUCAGAACUCAGUUUUUGAUAGACACAAUUGCAAAACAACAGAAAGCGGUUUUGCUCACAGGAGAACAGGGAACUGCGAAGACAGUCAUGAUUAAGGCAUAUAUGAAGAAAUAUGACCCAGAAGAGCGUUUGUCAAAAUGUUUAAACUUUUCAUCUGCCACAGAACCAUUUAUGUUUCAGGUGAAAGUUGGUGAUAAGGAAGUAGAUGUUAUGAGUUCUUUUAGACUGUACAUUACUACAAAGCUACCCAAUCCUGCUUUCACACCUGAAAUUAAUACAAAAACAUCAAUUAUUGAUUUUACUGUUACAAUGAAAGGACUUGAGAAUCAGUUACUGAGAGUAAUUCUUACUGAAAAACAAGAACUAGAGGCAGAAUGAAUUAAACUCAUGGAAGACAUAACUUUUAAUAAGAGGAAGAUGAAAGAACUGGAAGACAAUCUUCUGUACAAACUAAGUGCAACCACAGGCUCACUAGUAGAUGAUGAAUCCUUGAUCGGUGUUCUGCAAACAACUAAGCAAACAGCUGCUGAAGUAGCUGAAAAGUUGUCUGUGGCAGCAGAAACUGAAGUGAAGAUUAACACUGCUCAGGAGGAAUAUCGACCUGCUGCUACACGUGGAAGCAUUCUUUAUUUUCUUAUUACAGAAAUGAGCAUGGUCAAUAAUAUGUACCAAACUUCACUGGCUCAGUUCUUGAAGUUACUUGAUCAAUCCAUGGCCAAAUCUAAGAAGUCUCCUUUACCUCAGAAAAGAAUCUCAAAUAUUAUUGAGUAUCUUACCUUUGAAAUUUACUCAUAUUCUGUUAGAGGCUUGCAUGAAAACCACGAAUUCCUCUUUACGCUACUCCUGACAUUAAAAAUUGAUCUUGAGAGAGGACAUGUGAAAAGCAGGGAGUUCCAUGCACUCAUUAGAGGAGGUGCAGCAUUGGAUCUACAGACUUGCCCACCCAAACCAUUCCGCUGGAUUCUUGACAUGAUGUGGAUAAACCUAGUGGAAUUGAGCAAACUUCCACAGUUUGCAGAAAUUUUGAAUCAGAUAGCCCAUAAUGAAAAGGGAUGGAAAAGUUGGUUUGAUAAAGAUGCUCCCGAGGAAGAAAUUAUACCCGACGGAUAUAAUGAUUCACUUGAUACCUUUCACAAGCUUUUGCUCAUCAGAAUUUUACCUCUCAUCUGUUUCUUGUCUAUGGGAUCUGACCCAACUAUUCAGAUUGAUUCCUUGGCUAGGAAGCUUAAACUGGAAUGUAGGACCAUCUCUAUGGGUCAAGGACAAGAAUCUCAUGCACGCAAAUUCAUACAGAUGUCAAUGCAACAGGGAGGUUGGGUGUUACUUCAGAAUUGUCAUCUUGGACUGGAUUUCAUGGAUGAACUACUGGAGACACUUCUUACCUCCGAGAUACAAGAUGAGACAUUUAGAGUUUGGAUAACUACUGAACCACAUCCUAAAUUCCCAAUUAUGCUGCUACAGAUUGCUAUAAAGUUCACAAAUGAACCUCCCCAAGGUAUACGGGCCGGACUGAAAAGAACAUUUUCUGGAAUUCAUCAGGAUCUCUUAGAUGUUAGCAAUAUGCCCAUGUGGAAACCUUUGCUUUACAGUGUAGCUUUCCUGCAUUCUACUGUUCAGGAACGACGCAAAUUUGGGCCUUUGGGUUGGAAUAUUCCCUAUGAAUUUAACUCAGCAGUGAGUUAAAUUCAGUUUUUAACUGCCAGUGCUCAGUUUAUACAAAAUCACCUAGAUGAAUGUGACAUCAAGAAGGGGUUAUCAUGGAACACAGUACGCUACAUGAUUGGAGAAGUACAGUAUGAAGGCCGAGUCACAGAUGACUUUGAUAAGCGUCUUCUUAAUUGCUUUGUAAGGAUAUGGUUUAAUGAGAAGAUGUUUGACAGCACUUUCUGUUUUUACACUGGAUAUAAAAUUCCAGUGUGCAAAACCCUGGAACAGUAUUUUGAAUACAUCCAGUCACUCCCUCCCAUGGACAGCCCAAAGGUCUUUGGUCUCCAUCCGAAUGCCGAUAUUAUAUACCAAAGUAAUACAGCAGCUGAUGUUCUAGAUACUAUUUUCAACAUUCAGCCUAAAGAAAGUGGUGCGGGACCUGGAGAAACUCGCGAAGGAAUUGUUUAUCGUUUAGCUGAAGACAUGCUAGAGAAACUUCCUCCAGAUUGGCAAGUAAAAGCUCGUUUAAUUAAAAUGGGACAACUUAACUCUAUGAAUAUUUUUCUUCAGCAAGAAAUGGACCGAAUGCAAAAGGUGAUCACAAUACUCCGCAACAGUUUGAAUGAUCUUAAACUAGCCAUAGAAGGAACUACUGUUAUGAGUGAGAAUCUGAGAGAUGCACUUGAUGAUAUGUAUGAUGCUCAAAUUCCUCAACUAUGGAAAAGUGUAUCUUGAGAUUCUUCAACACUUGGCUUCUGGUUUACUGAACUUUUGGAAAGAAAUACUCAAUUGUCUACUUGGAUAUAUGAAGGAAGACCAAAUGUGUUUUGGAUGAGCGGAUUCUUUAAUCCACAAGGAUUCCUGACAGCAAUAAGACAAGAAGCAACUCGAUCACAUAAAGGCUGGGCUUUAGAUACAGUUACAAUACAUAAUGAAGUGCUGAAGCAAAACAAAGAAGAAAUCACGGCACCUCCUUCUGAAGGAGUAUAUAUCUACGGGCUAUACUUGGAAGGUGCAGGCUGGGACAGAUGGAAUAGCAAACUCAUUGAAUCUACACCAAGGAUUCUUUUUGUCCAGCUGCCUGUGGUGCAUAUAUUUGCUGUUAAUACAACCAGUCCUAAGGAUCCCAAGCUCUAUGUUUGCCCUCUUUACAAGAAGCCCAAGAGGACAGAUCUGAACUAUAUUACAGUGAUCUAUUUAAGGACAGUAGUGUCUCCAGACCACUGGAUAUUGAGAGGAGUGGCUCUCCUGUGUGACACCAAGUAA
This is a messenger RNA of Cariama cristata (Red-legged seriema), 5088 nucleotides long. RefSeq names its product dynein heavy chain 8, axonemal-like. Gene Ontology annotation, cellular component: dynein complex. Gene Ontology annotation, molecular function: ATP binding; minus-end-directed microtubule motor activity; dynein light intermediate chain binding. Gene Ontology annotation, biological process: microtubule-based movement. NCBI's taxonomy places the organism in Eukaryota, Metazoa, Chordata, Aves, Cariamiformes, Cariamidae. The record is from RefSeq and is a predicted model, not a curated record.